UUGUUUUGUCCUUUCGUAGAAUCUGUUUCCUGUUUAUUAUUUUUCAUGGAAAUUCGUCUAUCACACCACGUAUGUAGUAAUUAUCAUAGUACAUGUCUACGAAUGGUUAAUGUCAGAAAAGCUGAGCAUACUGGCUACCCAGAGCAAACUGGCUACAUCGGGCUCUAAAAAAGAGCGAUCAGUGAGUGAACUAACUCUCUAAUAUUGUGCUACAUUGAACCUAAACCCAUAGUCAUCAUGGAUACUCUCUACACUUAUAGAUUACUACCACCCACAUAUACCAACACGAAGGACCCUGAAUACAGUUAUAGACUAGUGAAGCUCGAACUUGUAGACUGCUGGCAAACUCCAGACCUGAACAUCAUCAUCAAACAAGAAGAGGAGGAGGAAGAGGAUAGCUUUCUACAAGUUAAAGAAGAAGAGGAGGAAGAGGAUAUUUCUCUGCAAGUUGAAGAAGAAGAGGAGGAAGAGGAUAUUUCUCUACAAGUUGAAGAAGAAGAGGAUGAGGAAGAUAAUAUCUCUCUACAUGUUAAAGAAGAAGAGGAGGAAGAGGAUAUCUCUCUACAAGUUAAAGAAGAAGAGGAAGAUCACACUUUCAUGGUCAAAGUAGAGGAAGAAGAGAAGGACAAAGCUCUUGUAGUUAAAGAAGAAGAAGAGGAGGGUGGUUUUACGGUCAAAAAAGAAGAAGAAGAAGCUAUAGAGGUUUUUAUUUUUUCUGAACAACAACAACAACAACAGACGCGACCAAAGAAACAGCCAAAACAGACCCAGGAACCCCAACACUCCCCUCUGUACUGCCCCGACUGUGGGAUGAGUUUUGUCAGCCCUGGAAUACUGAACGCGCACCGCAGAAUCCACCAGCCCAGAAUAAUCCACACCACCACCACCACCACCGGUGAGCCGUCUCACUACUGCCACGACUGCGGCAAGACCUUCGACACCGCCCGCUACCUCAACAAGCACCGCUUGGUUCACACAGCAGAGAGGACGCACCACUGUUCCCAGUGCGACCGGAGCUUCCUGAGACUCCAGCACCUCAAAGAGCACCAGAGAACCCACAGCGGAGAGAAACCUCACUACUGCUCCGCGUGUGGGAAGGGCUUCACCAAGGUCCGACUGCUCCGGACACACCAGCGGCUGCAUGCCGUGGAGGGGGCCGACGUCGUCGGGGAUGGGGCGGAGACGGGGAUGAAGGAAGCUAGUGGGGUGGUGAUGUCAGCGAUGGGGCGGAAGAGAGCGCUGAGAGUUCUGGCCGGAGUGGACUACUACUACUGCUCUGAGUGUGGGAAGAGCUUCUCCAGUGCGGCCUAUCUUAAGGUGCAUCAGAAGGCUCACACAGGAGGCAAACCAUACCAGUGUGCUCACUGUAAGAAAUCAUUCAGCACGUCGUGGGGUUUAAAGGUUCACCGGCAGAAUCGCUCUGGAGAGAAGCCCUACCAGUGCGCCGACUGUGGGAAGAGGUUCUCGGACCUGCGCAGCCACAAAGCCCACCAGAGCACCCACACUGGAGAGAAACCAUACACAUGCCCUGUCUGUGGAAAAGGCUUUGCCUGGCUAAAGAGCCUACAGAAACACCAGGCCACACACAGCAGCAGUGGUGGUGGAGUCAUAGAAGUACAUAUAGAAUAAUGUAGGAUAUCCUGGAGGGUUUCACUCCAACCCCAAUCUUGCAGGGUAGUUACAACUACGGGACAGGAGGGUAGCUCUCCAGGAACAGAGUUAUAGGAGGGUAGUUACAACUACAGGACAGGAGGGCAGCUCUCCAGGAACAGAGUUAUAGGAGGGUAGCUCUCCAGGAACAGGGUUGGGUUAUAGGAGGGUAGCUCUCCAUGAACAGGGUUGGGUUAUAGGAGGGUAGCUCUCCAGGAACAGGGUUGGGUUAUAGGAGGGUAGCACUCCAGGAACAGGGUUGGGCUACAGCAGGGUAGCUCUCCAGGAACAGGGUUGGGUUAUAGGAGGGUAGCUCUCCAGGAACAGGGUUGGGUUAUAGGAGGGUAGCACUCCAGGAACAGGGUUGGGCUACAGCAGGGUAGCUCUCCAGGAACAGGGUUGGGUUAUAGGAGGGUAGCUCUCCAGGAACAGGGUUGGGUUACAGCAGGGUAGCUCUCCAGGAACAGGGUUGGGUUACAGCAGGGUAGCUCUCCAGGAACAGGGUUGGGUUAUAGGAGGGUAGCUCUCCAGGAACAGGGUUGGGUUACAGGAGGGUAGCUCUCCAGGAACAGGGUUGGGUUAUAGGAGGGUAGCUCUCCAUGAACAGGGUUGGGUUAUAAGAAGGUAGCUCUCCAGGAACAGAGUUGGGUUAUAGGAGGGUAGCUCUCCAGGAACAGGGUUGGGUUAUAGGAGGGUAGCUCUCCAGGAACAGGGUUGGGUUAUAGGAGGGUAGCUCUCCAGGAACAGGGUUGGGUUAUAGGAGGGUAGCUCUCCAUGAACAGGGUUGGGUUAUAAGAAGGUAGCUCUCCAGGAACAGAGUUGGGUUAUAGGAGGGUAGCUACAACUACGGGACAGGAGGGUAGCUCUCCAGGAACAGGGUUGGGUUAUAGGAGGGUAGCUCUCCAGGAACAGGGUUGGGUUACAGCAGGGUAGCUCUCCAGGAACAGGGUUGGGUUAUAGGAGGGUAGCUCUCCAGGAACAGAGUUGGGUUACAGGAGGGUAGCUCUCCAGGAACAGGGUUGGGUUACAGCAGGGUAGCUCUCCAGGAACAGGGUUGGGUUAUAGGAGGGUAGCUCUCCAGGAACAGGGUUGGGUUACAGCAGGGUAGCUCUCCAGGAACAGGGUUGGGUUAUAGGAGGGUAGCUCUCCAGGAACAGGGUUGGGUUACAGCAGGGUAGCUCUCCAGGAACAGGGUUGGGUUACAGGAGGGUAGCUCUCCAGGAACAGGGUUGGGUUAUAGGAGGGUAGCUCUCCAUGAACAGGGUUGGGUUAUAAGAAGGUAGCUCUCCAGGAACAGAGUUGGGUUAUAGGAGGGUAGCUACAACUACGGGACAGGAGGGUAGCUCUCCAGGAACAGGGUUGGGUUAUAGGAGGGUAGCUCUCCAGGAACAGGGUUGGGUUACAGCAGGGUAGCUCUCCAGGAACAGGGUUGGGUUAUAGGAGGGUAGCUCUCCAGGAACAGAGUUGGGUUAUAGGAGGGUAGCUCUCCAGGAACAGGGUUGGGUUACAGCAGGGUAGCUCUCCAGGAACAGGGUUGGGUUAUAGGAGGGUAGCUCUCCAGGAACAGGGUUGGGUUAUAGGAGGGUAGCUCUCCAGGAACAGGGUUGGGUUAUAGGAGGGUAGCUCUCCAGGAACAGGGUUGGGUUAUAGGAGGGUAGCUACAACUACGGGACAGGAGGGUAGCUCUCCAGGAACAGGGUUGGGUUACAGGAGGGUAGCUCUCCAGGAACAGGGUUGGGUUACAGCAGGGUAGCUCUCCAGGAACAGGGUUGGGUUACAGCAGGGUAGCUCUCCAGGAACAGAGUUGGGUUAUAGGAGGGUAGCUCUCCAGGAACAGGGUUGGGUUAUAGGAGGGUAGCUCUCCAGGAACAGGGUUGGGUUAUAGGAGGGUAGCUCUCCAGGAACAGGGUUGGGUUACAGCAGGGUAGCUCUCCAGGAACAGGGUUGGGUUAUAGGAGGGUAGCUCUCCAUGAACAGGGUUGGGUUAUAGGAGGGUAGCUCUCCAGGAACAGGGUUGGGUUAUAGGAGGGUAGCUCUCCAGGAACAGGGUUGGGUUAUAGGAGGGUAGCUACAACUACGGGACAGGAGGGUAGCUCUCCAGGAACAGGGUUGGGUUAUAGGAGGGUAGCUCUCCAGGUUAAUCAAGUCAAAUCACCUGCAUUUUAACCUUUUAUUUGAAACCUUUUCCAGAAAUGAGAAUUAGAUUCCAAAGGGAAAGCAAUCGUCUCAGUGUGGUGCCGGAGGACGGGGCUGGACCAGCUGACAUAAAAAAAGAAAAGGGGACAGUUUUGAUUAAAAGCUUGAAAUAAAAGUACAAAUCCAGGUCAAAACACAGGGCCCUAAUUAUAGAAACACGACGUCACGCUCUCUCUUGGAUGGGGGAAUGCUGUUGUGUCAGAAGGCCUGUUUUAAUUACAUCAAAAUGUCACAUAAGCAUGUGACUUGUAAUUAUAUAUUUUAGAUGUUUAUAUACAUACGCAAAUGUCGUUUGUUAGCCUAGUUUUUUGUUCUCUCAAAGUGUUCUUUGGAUGGAUUGUGCAACAGGCGACGAGGUUAUCUUUUUUUUUUUUUCCGACAGCAAAAUGUGCUCACUAUAACAUGAAGUGUAUGGAGCAAUGUUUGGUUUGGAUCUGAAAUGAAUGGAUGAUGAAAAUAAACAUGGUCAGUUGUUGCA
This is a messenger RNA of Oncorhynchus masou masou (cherry salmon), 4324 nucleotides long. RefSeq names its product zinc finger protein 189-like. The record is from RefSeq and is a predicted model, not a curated record. Bases 238 to 1629 code for a protein of 463 amino acids. The transcript is spliced from 3 exons. Lineage: Eukaryota; Metazoa; Chordata; Actinopteri; Salmoniformes; Salmonidae.